Drosophila grimshawi is the source of this 615-nucleotide messenger RNA. RefSeq names its product thyrostimulin beta-5 subunit (gene Gpb5). Gene Ontology annotation, biological process: G protein-coupled receptor signaling pathway. Gene Ontology annotation, cellular component: extracellular region; cytoplasm. Bases 33 to 539 code for a protein of 168 amino acids. The record is from RefSeq and is a predicted model, not a curated record. The transcript has 2 exons. Gene Ontology annotation, molecular function: hormone activity. NCBI's taxonomy places the organism in Eukaryota, Metazoa, Arthropoda, Insecta, Diptera, Drosophilidae.
AAAAGAAAGAAAGAAAGCUGCACAACUUUGCAAUGCUCGCCGCAGUGUUAAUGUGCAUGCUAUUUGUAGCAUCGCCAGUGUUGCGUGUGGCAAGCGCACAAUUGGUGGAGCUGCAGCCAGUAAGCAGUGGACCGACAAUUGCGCCACUUGGCUGCCAUCGUCGCAUGUACACGUACAGGGUGACUCAAUCGGAUGCUCAGGGUCACGAAUGCUGGGAUCAUGUGAGCGUCUGGAGCUGUUGGGGUCGUUGCGAUUCCAGCGAAAUAUCCGAUUGGAAAUUCCCAUAUAAGCGCUCCUUCCAUCCGGUAUGUGUGCAUGCGAAUCGUCAGCCAUCGGUGGCCAUGCUCAAGAACUGCCAUCCCGAUGCGGAUGAGAGUAUACGCAAAUAUAGCUAUAUGGAAGCCAUCAACUGUCAUUGUCACACCUGCUCCACCGAAGACACCAGCUGCGAGGCACCAGCCAACAAUGGCAUGGACGAGCGCAAGGGCGAUAAAGUUUUGGCACUGACUAAUGACGAUUCUGGCGCACUGGACUAUUAGGCAUUCUGCAGCACUGGCUUUAUUUUUUGUGUAGUUCAGUGUAGUAUGGCGUUAAAAACAAAAUAAAUCUUUUAAU